AGAAACUAAAUCUCUUCUGAAGAACUUUGUUGUGAAAAUUAUAAACCUCUUAUUUAUUAUUAAGAGUCAAUUAUGCCUCAGUUCUAUGUGAGAUAAGACAGGGUGCCUGGAAAGCCAGCCCCAAUUGAAAAGUUUUUCUUGCACUGACCAUCAAUUCUAAGGUUGUACACCCCUUCCCCCACCCCAAACACCAAAAAGAGAACUCAUCAAUUCUAUCUAAAAGAAUUUUCUACUUAGUUUUCGAGCUGAGACCGAAAAAUAUAACAAUUUGCAUCUUUAGGAUGGUUUGCUUAUUGCUUUUGUAUUGUUGACAUCAGCAAUAAAGAUUUUAUUUUGUACAAAUUGUCUGCGCAUAUCAUUUGGUACAUGGCUGGAGUGUUAUAAGGUUGUAUAGCAAUGGACACUGUGGCUAUGCAUUAAAUUCUAGGUUGAUGGAGGUAGUCAGGAAUAGAGAAAUUUGUUGUCACAGUUUCACCAACUAUCCUUUGAUGCUUUAUCAAUAGGUCUGAUAGUCUAACAGUUUCUUGCUUUUAAAUGUAUAGCUCGAGCUAGGAAAGAAUGGGUCGGAAAGCUGGUAGUCUACGUAUAAACCCCAAGAAAUUUGGAGGCCUCCAUAAACCUUGCAUGAAGGAAAUGGUGGCUUUCCUUAAUUGUUUGGCUCUUAACCACAACAAUGAUGAGAAGUGCGUUCGGCAAAAAGAUCUUAUGACUGCCUGCAUGGAUGCUCAGACUAGCAAAAGCAGAAAGCCUUGGGGAAGCAUUAAUUAUCAUCUGCAGAGGCUUAACAGGGGAAGAAAAAGGAAUCUAAGGAAUCAUGACUCCGACGAAGUCCUAGUGUACCUGCCUGCGUUUGGUUCCGGAUCUAAAAAGUUGAGUCUCGACCCGCCUGGAGUACCAACCGACGUGGGUACCAUGGCACUCGUGUCACUUGGUGGCCUCCGAAAAAAUACUUGA
Ilex paraguariensis (yerba mate) is the source of this 954-nucleotide messenger RNA. NCBI's taxonomy places the organism in Eukaryota, Viridiplantae, Streptophyta, Magnoliopsida, Aquifoliales, Aquifoliaceae. The record is from the annotation of a GenBank genome assembly.